GCAUCAUCGAUACAAUGAAUGAUGUUUGCCUUUCUGCCCCACUAACCCAAUCUUCUUCUCGAAGCAUUUUGUCUGUUUAUUCACCCUCAAACUCAAACUAUUAUCAUUCCACUGGGUUUUUAUAUACUAUUAUUAUUUCCCUUUUUACUCUGAUUUAUUCUCAGUUUCUUAGGGAAAAACUGAGUUUCAGUGACAGUGUCAAAAAAGGAAAAAGAAGUGCCAUUUUCGAGAAAAAGUAACGCUUUUAGAUUGUCAAACUUAAAAGACCAGCCUUUUUUUCUUUUCUGGGAAACUGAGUUAUUUUCUUGGGGAGCUAAGCUCAACAUUCUCAGUGGCCAAACAACAAAACGAGAAAUUUUGGAGUUCACCCUGAACUUUCUAUCGCUUUUGCCACUUGCCCAGGACGGUAUUGGAAUUAUCGGCAUAUGUCAGUAAUUCAGCUUCCAAAUUCUAAUUUUUCAAGAUGCUUUUAAGAUCCUGGGUUUGGUAUUAUUAAUUUAUCAUCAAGAAUUCAACAAUGGCUGAACACCCACUUUUCUUCUCCCUUCGAUCUCUUUCCCUUGUUUCAAUCUUGUUUUUAGUUGUUUUCCCGCCUUCUUUGUCACUCUCCAUUGAAACCCAAGCACUUCUCGACUUCAAAAACAUGCUGAAAGACCCUUUGAACGUGUUGGAUUCCUGGAAAGAAUCGGAAUCUCCAUGCGAAUUCUUCGGAGUUAGCUGCGAUCCGGUUUCAGGCAAUGUGACCGAGAUUUCACUUGCGAACAAAUCCCUGUCUGGCGAAAUUUCACCUUCCAUUUCAACACUUGGAAAUCUUAAAACCAUUUAUUUGCCUCAAAAUUUAAUUUCUGGGAAACUUCCUCCUCAGCUAAACCAUUGUUCCAAUCUCAGGGUUUUGAAUCUUUCCUGGAAUGGAAUGAUUGGAACCAUACCAGAUCUUUCUGGGCUUCAAAACUUGAAGGUUCUUGAUUUAUCGGUUAACUUCUUUUCAGGCAGGUUCCCAAGUUGGGUCGGGAACUUAACAGGUCUGGUUUAUCUUGGUUUAGCCAGUAACCAUUACGAUGAAGGUGAAAUUCCAGAGAGUAUUGGGAACUUGAAGAACUUGACUUGGCUAUUUCUUGCUAGGUCCAAUCUUAGAGGACAGAUUCCGGAGUCCAUUUUUGAGUUGAAUGCUUUACAGACGUUGGAUAUUUCAAGGAACAAGAUUUCUGGGGAUUUUCCGAGUUCGAUUUCCAAAUUGAAGAACCUUACCAAGAUUGAGCUAUUUUUCAACAACUUUACCGGCGAGUUGCCACCAGGGAUUGCUGAUCUUUCUCUGUUGCGGGAAAUUGACAUCUCGUCGAAUCAGAUGCACGGGAGAUUGCCGGAAAAGAUGGGAAAUCUGAAGAAUUUGGUGGUCUUUCAAUGUUAUAAUAACAACUUUUCUGGAGAAAUCCCUGCAGGUUUUGGUGAUAUGCGUAAUCUUAUAGGCUUCUCUGUUUAUAGAAACAAUUUUUCCGGGUUAUUUCCUGCAAAUUUUGGUCGAUUCUCACCACUGGACAGCAUUGACAUAUCGGAGAAUCAAUUUUCAGGUGAAUUUCCCAGGUUCUUGUGUGAAAACAGGAAACUAAGGCUGUUAUUGGCUCUUGACAACAACUUUUCAGGAGAGUUUCCUGAUUCGUAUGUCGAUUGCAAAUCACUGGAAAGGUUGAGGAUCAAUAAGAAUCAUCUUUCUGGGAAAAUUCCUGAUGGAGGUUGGGCACUUCCACAUGCAACCAUGAUUGAUUUUGGUGAUAAUGACUUUGAGGGAGAGAUAUCCCCCAUGAUUGUAUUUUCCAUUAGCUUAAAUCAGUUGGUUUUGAAGAACAAUAGGUUUUCAGGUAAUGUCCCAUCAGUACUUGGCAAGUUGGCAAACCUAGAGAGGCUUCUUUUGAAUAAUAAUAGCUUUUCUGGCAAUCUACCUGCUGAAAUUGGUGCUUUGAAGCAGUUAUCUUCCUUGCAUCUUGAGCAAAAUUCACUGACUGGAUUGAUACCAGGGGAAAUAAGCGACUGUUUUAGGCUGGUGGACUUGAAUCUUGCUGAUAAUGAUUUCAGUGGUAAUAUCCCAUCAACAGUUUCAUUGAUGAGCUCUUUGAAUUCUUUGAAUCUUUCUGGAAACCAACUUACAGGUCCAAUUCCAAAGAAUCUAGAAAAUUUGAGGCUAAGUUCCAUUGAUUUAUCUCGGAACCAGUUGUCUGGAAAUGUUCCUUCUGAUCUUUUGACUAUAGGUGGAGACGAAGCAUUUGUCGGGAAUGGACUUUGUAUUGACCAAUAUUCGAAAACGCUUGUGAAGUAUACUUUGUUGAAUGUCUGCAAGGAAGGGCAAGGGAAAAAGAGGGUGUUGGGGGGUAAAUUGGUUGUUUUCAUUAUCAUGGCAGUAGCUUUGCUGCUUGUUUUAGCUGGCCUGCUGCUUGUGAGUUGCAAGAACUUCAAGCUUGGUGAAUCUGAUGUCGAAAACGGUUUGGAAGGUGAGAAGGGAGUGAAUUCAAAAUGGAAACUUGCAUCUUUUCACCACAUGGAUAUUGAUCCAGAUGAAAUAUGUAACCUGGAGGAAGAAAAUCUGAUCGGGAGUGGUGGUACUGGACGAGUUUAUCGGCUGGAUUUGAAGGAAAAGGGUAAUGUGGUAGCUGUAAAACAACUAUGGAAGGGGAAUGGAAUGAAGGUUUUGGCAGCAGAAAUGGACAUUUUGGGGCAAAUCAGGCAUAGAAACAUACUUAAACUCUAUGCUUGCUUAAUGAAAGGAGGAUUGAACUAUUUGGUAUUCGAAUACAUGUCGAACGGGAAUCUGUUUCAAGCACUUAGAAGUGAGAACAAAGGUGGAAAGCCAGAAUUGAACUGGUACCAAAGAUAUAAAAUUGCGUUAGGAGCUGCUAAAGGAAUCUCUUAUCUGCAUCAUGAUUGUUCCCCUCCUAUCAUUCAUAGGGAUAUAAAAUCAUGCAACAUUUUACUUGACGACGACUAUGAGCCAAAAAUUGCUGAUUUUGGUGUUGCAAAGAUUGCUGAAAAAUCUCUCGAGGGAUCUGAGUACAGCAGUUUUGCUGGCACCCAUGGUUAUAUUGCUCCUGAGCUGGCAUAUACUCUAAAAGUCACAGAAAAGAGUGAUGUGUAUAGUUUUGGAGUGGUACUAUUAGAAUUAGUUACUGGUAAAGCAUCAAUUGAAGAGGAGUAUGGCGAAGGGAAAGAUAUAGUUUAUUGGGUUUUAACUCAUCUCGGUGAUGGUGAAAAUGUCGUCAAGGUUCUAGACGAUCGGGUGGACGUUGAAACUGUUCAAGAUGACAUGAUUAAGGUGUUGAAGAUUGGCAUCCUCUGCGCGGCCAAGCUUCCCAAUUUGCGCCCUACAAUGAGGGAAGUGGUUAAUAUGCUCAUGGAUGCUGAACCUUGCACUGCCAUUUCUGCAGAUAUCAAAUCAGACAAACCUGGUAUUCUCCGGUUCAAACAUUGGCACCGCUAAAAAUAAAAUUAUUUUUUUCGAUAUUUUUUGGUGCCGACACUGUGGUGGCCGACACCCAUUUCAGCUUUGAAACUCGUAGCCAACAUCUACCUCCUUAAUGGGCCUACAAAAUGUGGAGGAUUAGUUAUCGGGUACUGUUAUUUUGAGGUCAUAUCUAGUAUUCAGAGUUUGCCUCGAUUUGGUACCGUUCUCGCGGCCCCGCACCGAACAGUGCUUUACCCCUAGAUGUCAGUCCACUGCUACGACUCAACGCAUUUCGGGGAGAACCAGCUAGCUCUGGGUUCGAGUGGCAUUUCACCCCUAACCACAACUCAUCCACUGAUUCUUCACUCUCCAGUCUCCAGUAUAUAUAUUAAGAAAUGAAGAGAAAAAAAUGGGGUUGAGAGAUUGAAAAAAUGUUUUAUCUGUUUGGGGAGUGUACCAUCAACUGGAGAUUUCUAUUAUGUAUUGGUAGUCAUGCGUUAAUGGGGUUGAAUUAUAUACUGUCAUGAGAAUUACAAAGGUUAUGUUGUUAA
This is a messenger RNA of Gossypium raimondii (Peruvian cotton), 3981 nucleotides long. Its product is annotated as receptor protein-tyrosine kinase CEPR2. Gene Ontology annotation, biological process: protein phosphorylation. Gene Ontology annotation, molecular function: ATP binding; receptor serine/threonine kinase binding; protein kinase activity. The transcript is spliced from 5 exons. The record is from RefSeq and is a predicted model, not a curated record. Bases 518 to 3466 code for a protein of 982 amino acids. NCBI's taxonomy places the organism in Eukaryota, Viridiplantae, Streptophyta, Magnoliopsida, Malvales, Malvaceae.